CAUUCAGCUGAUUGUUUACUCGACUGUACAAGAAUUUUUUUAAUGUAGCUACCGGCAAGCUAGGUACGUUUAACUGUUACAAAACAGCCAAAUCAUGCGCUUAUUUAACCAGAUGUAAAAUGUUGGCAGUGCCUUUUCUGAGUCAUGUAAUUCCAAAUGUAAACGAAGAAAACCGAGGAACCAAAACGUUGUACACAGACUUGUGUCCGUCUUCUCAGUUUUAGUCUUCAAAGAACAAUGGAAAGUCUGGCCGGCAGAACUUGAGUGAAGGGAAGACUUUAAACGAGUGUCGAGUCUGCACAUUGGUCGUUAUGUCUCUUCGACUUUCUCGGAGUUGCUUCUGCCCUUCUGUCUGAUUGUGUUCAGACAUGAACUGCAAGGGGCUCAGGCAGGCUCGGCACCCAGUGCUGCAAAAAACUUUAGUAUGGGGACCUGGACUAGAGGCAAACAUUGUCCUUCCAGCUCUUUUCUACAUACAGGCGGUGGAUAGCUCGGGAAAAAAUUUAACAGCAUCACCUGGUGAGAAGAUCUUUGAAGUAAAGAUUGUGUCUUCAGUGGAGCAGUUCACCAGGAUUUGGAUCCAGGUCUUGGAUCGUCGGGAUGGGUCAUUCCUGGUUCGCUACCGAAUGUAUGCCACCUAUUCAGAGCUUCACAUCCACGUUUUGCUGGAGAGUGAGCAUGUUGCCAAGUCACCGUUUGUUCUCAAAGGCACAGUCUAUCAUGAGGGAUGUUACUGUCCCCAAGAAAGUGGCUCUGUAUGGGAGGCCCCCAUGCACUGUCCUCAGUCCUUCCCGCAGAUAGAGAGGGACCUGGCUCUUUAUCCUAGUGUUGACCCAGAUCGCAAUGCACAGGAGGUCCCACAGCGCUUUGGACAGCGCCAGAGCCUGUGCCACUACACUGUCAAAGACAACAAGAUCUAUGUCAGAACAUUUGGAGAACAUGUUGGUUUUAGAAUCUUUAUGGAUGCCAUCCUCCUUUCUCUCACUAGAAAGGUGCGGCUCCCUGAUAUAGAGUUUUUUGUUAAUCUGGGUGACUGGCCGUUGGAGAAGAGGCAACCCCCUGAGAAGAUUCAUCCCAUCUUUUCCUGGUGUGGCUCUAAUAAUACCAGAGACAUCCUCAUGCCCACUUAUGACCUGACAGAGUCUGUCCUUGAGACCAUGGGGAGAGUUAGUCUGGACAUGAUGUCAGUUCAGGCCAACACGGGGCCGCUGUGGCCAGAGAAGAACGCCACAGCCUUCUGGAGGGGGCGCGACAGCCGGCAGGAGCGUCUGGAGCUGGUCAAGCUUUCGAGGGCUCACCCAGACAUUAUAGAUGCUGCUUUUACCAAUUUUUUCUUCUUUAAACAUGAUGAGAGUCUCUAUGGGCCACUGGUCAAACAUGUUUCAUUUUUUGACUUUUUCAAGUACAAGUACCAAAUAAACAUUGACGGCACCGUAGCAGCAUAUCGACUGCCUUACCUGUUGGCAGGAGACAGUGUGGUCUUAAAGCAGGAUUCUGGCUACUAUGAGCAUUUCUACAAUGAGCUUCGACCAUGGGAGCACUACAUCCCUAUAAGAGCAGACCUGGCAGACCUCCUGGAAAAGAUCCAGUGGGCCCGUGACCACGAUGAAGAGGCAAAGAAAAUUGCUCUUGCAGGUCAGCAGUUUGCCCGCGGUCAUCUUAUGGGAGACAGCAUAUUUUGUUACUACUACAUACUUUUCAAGGAGUAUGCCAAACUCCAGGCCACAGAGCCAAAGAUUCGUAAGGGUAUGGAACUUGUAGAGCAGCCCACUGAUGACCUGUUUCCAUGUUUCUUGCCACAGAACACGGGCAAAAGAUGAGCUGUGAUUGGCCUGUCCCCCAUUUACAGAAGAGUUUUUCAUAUCUGAUCAAAUAUUUUUUUCAAAGUGUCAAUAAAUUGUGUGACUAUGGUAUCAGUAUCUCAUUCUAUUUUUUAAUAAAUGC
Molecule: messenger RNA, 1944 nt
Organism: Archocentrus centrarchus (flier cichlid)
Lineage: Eukaryota; Metazoa; Chordata; Actinopteri; Cichliformes; Cichlidae
Gene: poglut2
Product: protein O-glucosyltransferase 2
Cellular component (GO): endomembrane system
Molecular function (GO): glucosyltransferase activity; protein binding
Source: RefSeq, a predicted model, not a curated record